This is a messenger RNA of Agrilus planipennis (emerald ash borer), 2667 nucleotides long. RefSeq lists its product as uncharacterized. Gene Ontology annotation, biological process: regulation of transcription by RNA polymerase II. Bases 843 to 2423 code for a protein of 526 amino acids. Lineage: Eukaryota; Metazoa; Arthropoda; Insecta; Coleoptera; Buprestidae. Gene Ontology annotation, molecular function: protein binding. Gene Ontology annotation, cellular component: nucleus. The transcript has 4 exons. The record is from RefSeq and is a predicted model, not a curated record.
GGUAUUAUUUAAAAAUUUUAAGCAAUAGACUAUAUGUUGUAUGGUAGUAGGUACGUAAACAAAUAUCAUUAAUGUAUGGGAGUUAUGCGUUCAUUGAACUCUUGAGAUCAAGUUUGCACAUUUUCUGUUUCUUUCUUUUGUGCUUUUCACACGAUUAAAAAAUUCCUAAGUUUAUAAAAAUAAAUAUGAAAGGCCUUAGUGCAGUCAACUUAAUUUUUGACCCCGUUUUUGAUUCUUACGUUCUCGUCGGUGGUGCCGUUAGUUCGCCUGUUUAGAUAAUAGUUGUUUUCAGAAAUUAUAACGCGUAUGAUUACUACUGUUUGCUUUAGUUAUAUUUUAGAAAUAUCUCGAGAGUUACGAAGACUUUUUAUGAGUGAAUUUUUCAAGACGUAAGGAUAUUGAUUUGUCUUAAAGGCUUGGCUCGUACAAUUUACGAACUAUACAUGGUUUAUAGGGGUCUUACGUGGUUUCUAUUGGCUCCAUUGGUUUACUUAUUCAUAAAAAAGUAAUAGGGACAUAUUUUUUGUUGGAAAUUUCCAAAUGAGUGAACGUUGUGUACGCCUCUCCGAUUUUUUAGAAAACCGAUUGAUAGUUGUUUUCGGAACUCGACAGCAAAAGUGGUCUUAUUAUGUGUUUAUGUGAGUGUAAUUUUAAAAACAGUGCUCGAAAAUAUUAAAAACUGAAGUGUGUAUCGAUUAUUUUGGAUUAUUUUGAACGUGGAAAUAAAAAAGGUGACUCACGUUCGCGGAAAGACAGCAGUGUUUUGUUUCUUUAUUGGGUUUAAACCCUCAUUAUUCUCAUUUGUUUCGGGAGUGCUGAAAAAUUAAAUUAGAGGUUACAAAAUGUUACCUCAACAGUAUUGUUUACGUUGGAGAUACCAUCAUUCAAAUUUACAAACUAUGUUUACACAAUUAUUGGAACGGGAAGCCUUUUGCGAUGUAACUCUGGCUUGUGAGGGGCGAACAAUAAAGGCACAUAAAAUAGUUUUAUCUGCAUGCAGUACAUAUUUUGAUACAAUUUUAUCUCAGUAUGAAGAGAAAGAUCCUAUCUUAAUUAUGAAAGACGUUAAAUACGUGGACAUAAAGUGUUUGGUUGAAUUUAUGUAUAAAGGAGAAAUAAACGUGGAUCAUUGCCAUUUGGCCACAUUAUUGAAGACUGCUGAAGAAUUACGAAUUAAGGGCCUUGCAGAAGUCUCGUGGAGAGACGAAGAUGGUGGCAGUGAUGCAAACAUGAACGGUGUUCAUUCGGCUUUACCACAUGUGUCUACUGUGAUGGAAAGCCCUAAAAGCGAACCACCUGCAAAACGAAAAAGGGGAAGACCUCCUAUAGAUGACUAUGAUCCUAAUUUUCCUGCACCAAAAAUAUCAGCAACUACAAGUAAUAAUGAGGAGGGCUAUUCCAAUGAUGCCAUGUCGAGCAGUGAUCAUGACUUGCCUUGGGAAGAAGAAAAUGCUAAUGCUGACGGAGACCAUACAGAAUCUGAUGAACAUCCAGUACGUGUAAAGUCAGAGCAUUUCUUAUUCCAAACGAACGACGAUGAUGGCAUGGAGGACGACGGUUCUCGACACGAUAUGCUCCAUCCCAUGAAUAACCAAAAUAGAUCGAAUAAUGCCACAAAACAGUCCACGACGACGUCGUCCACGUCCAGCUCGUCGUCGCUGACGGCGGCCAUCGAGAAGGAAUGGCCGGAUGUGAUCAAAAUGAAUGAUUACCUUAGUACCGGAAGAAGGCAACAGUUCUGGGAGGAACCGUUCACGAAGCGGGUCAUGGAUGCCAUCAAAACGAAAAAUUUAGAAAUGAAAAUCGCCGCUGAACUUUUAGGUGUUUCGUAUGGAACCCUGUAUGGACGGUAUAGGGACGCCUAUGGAUGUCUCAAGCACCCCUACAGGAUCAGAGACUUCUGGAGCGAGCAGGGCCCAACCGACAUUUUGUUGAAAUUAAAACGAAAAGAAAUCACCCUGUACCGUGCCGCAGAGCAGUUGAACGUAACCCCCCAGACACUGUCCAAUUACCUGAUCUCCAUGUCUCAGAUGGAGAACAACGACUCGAGUAUGCCGGGUGUCCAGCCGCACGUCGGCGAGUCAUACGACGAAGCCGAGUCAGACGACGACUCGGAUCAGGUGGCUCCCCCGGACACUCACAUCAUCAAACAACAUCAACCUGUCGCAUUCAGGAACAACGUGAAAGGUGGUGGUGUCGCCAGCAUUCCGGCAACGGCCACGUCCGUAACGGCAACGGCCAUUGCGACGGUGGCGAAUCAGUCGUCCACGUCGACGUCAUCGUUACCCAACUGUCCUGACGUAACGAUAAUCAAAAAGGAGAAGUUGGACAACGUUAUGGGUAAGAUGAACAACAAUUCGGAUCAUUCCAACAGUCGGCAGUCGAAAGGGGGUGCCGAUCAGCAACAGGCAUCAGCCAAGUAAUAAAAAGCCGCCCCUAUUUAUUUAUUAUUAUUAUUCAACAAUAAUAGUGAUAAUAAUAAUAAUAAUGAUUACGAAACCUCUUCAUAACAUUUCCAACAUUAGUAUUCUAUGCAGACCAAAGUAAUUUUGUAUCGUUUUAAAAUUUAAUUAAUAAUCUUUUUUAGUUUUAUAUAUUAAUAAUAACUUACUUAAUGAUAGAGAUGUAGAUGCAAUGUUCGUGUUAGAAUGUGAGUCGAAACUUGCG